Molecule: messenger RNA, 921 nt
Organism: Amphimedon queenslandica
Lineage: Eukaryota; Metazoa; Porifera; Demospongiae; Haplosclerida; Niphatidae
Exons: 6
Source: RefSeq, a predicted model, not a curated record
UAGUCAGCAACCGAGUCAGCAACUGCAUAUGGCUGGUAGCUCUCCUCCUAAGAAGCUCCUCAUAGAGGCAUGCACUGAAAGACUCAGAAAAUGGCUGUCGGAGAGAUGGAGGAACUCCUAUAAUAUUAGGAGCAUUGAGAUCGAGGAAAGCUUUAUAUUUUCACCAUAUUUGUUUUCUGAGAAUGAUUUGUCUGUAUUUGGUUUCAGACAGGACCCAGAGCAGAAUCAAGAGUACAAUAAAGGAGUUUUUGAUGGCAUUGGAGUGUAUUACUGGGGACAAAUGAAAUACAAAACCAAGCUGCGCAGUACAAAUUUAAAGAAGGUAUUUCGGUAUGUGGAAAGAGCUCCUUUACUAUGCAUCCUUGAUGAGAUCAUUGAACCUCUUGAUUAUUUUCUGCUGAAGCAGCAAAAAUCUUCUCCAGACUCCGACUCAGAUUCAGACACUGAUGAUGAUGAUGAUGAUAAUGAACUCAAGUUGUGAGUACAGUCCAGCAGUCACCAGAAGCUUUAUUCCUUGAGGCUCUCGAGUUUUAUUGUCUUUUGAAAAUGCGACUGGGGUUGUUGGAGACAAAAUGGAGGGAGACCAUUGAAAAGCUAUUACCUACUAACAGCUGCAAAGGUUUUGUUGAGGCAUUUCAAUCAGAGAUAUUAAGAACACUUCGUGGACUUGUUCAAGUAUUCAAGAAAAUAAUGAGCGAAUGCUACAAUGGUGAAACCAAACCACGCUACUUGCAGCUAUGUGAGAGACUGAAACAAAGUACUAAUGAGGAGGAGGCAAUGCAUCUAAUUUUCAUGUACAAUGCUGGGGUUAGAUUUGUGAAGACCCAAUCGGUGCAUUGUAGCAGUCAUGGUAGUAUGGCAAUGGAAGUGGCAUGGUUUGCAGACAUGACUGGAUCAGAAAUGUGUAAGGAGAGAGUGAAU